GUGCACCGUGCCUUUACUAGUCCUGUAUUAGCGGAACGAUAUUCGCGAAUUGAGUGCGGGAAAACAUUUUUCCUCCAAAGACUACAAAAUACGCCAUUCAUUUCCCCCGUAGGCUUUGUUCAAACAACCAUGGCGGAGGUAGUGCUUACAAAAAGACACCAUUACUAUUUAUCUUUAUUGGAUAAGCAGUGUUUGCCUAUCUUCAUACUGUACAGUCUUUGAUUUUAGCUUGCUUGCCAGCCUGGCUACGGUUGUCAGUUUUGUUAGCCACUAGCCAUCUCGUUGCUACUACUGGCAUAAUUUUAGGUUUUUCUUGGUAGAAUGGAUUGUUGUAGCUAGGAAGUUAGCUACAACUCUUUGAUAAUCAUUGAUAACAAACAACAUAGCUAAUAUAUGUUUUGGUGAUGGUAACUUCCAUCUGGCCUAAGUGGUGUGUCAGACAUACACAGUCAGAUCAUAUGUUACUUCUCAACAUGGACAUGAGGUUGUUUGGUAAUGUUCUUUACCCCCAGGAGUCCUUUUUCCAAAACAUAGACAACCUACAGAAGCAUGGAAUUAGAACAUGGCAGAUUUAAAUAAGCUGAAGUCUGUGGGUAUUUGCAUAGUGAAGGGGAUCCAGAUGACCACACGCAGAGCCCUGUGUAACAUCAAGGGCCUUUCAGAGGCCAAGGUGGACAAGAUCAAAGAAGCUGCUGGGAAAAUGCUGUAAACUACUUGGGGGAGGUAUGGAGAGCAUGGUAAUCACUGAGGCAUUUGGAGUUUGUUUAAAAUGUUUAGUCCCUCAGAGUUUUGGACAAGCAAGACCCAGCUCUCACACACUGUGUCACAGCCCAGCUUCCUGGAGAGGAUGGCUACACAGGAGGAAAAGUAAUCUUCAUCGACACAGAGAACACUUUUCAUCCAGACAGGCUGAAGGACAUAGCAGACAGGUUCAACGUGGACCAUGAUGCUGUGUUGGACAAUGUGUUAUAUGCCCAAGCUUACACCAGUUUCAACUUCAGGUGAACACCAGAUGGAGCUGUUGGAUUUUGUGGCGGCCAAAUUCCACGAGGAGGGAGGCAUCUUCAAACUUCUGAUCAUAGACUCCAUCAUGGCUCUGUUCCGGGUAGAUUUCUCUGGCCGAGGGGACCUGGCAGAGAAACAACAGAAGCUGGCCCAGAUGCUCUCUCGUCUGCAGAAGAUCUCUGAAGAGUACAACGUUGUGGUGUUUGUCACCAAUCAGAUGACUGCAGACCCUGGAGCUGGGAUGUCGUUCCAAGCUGAUCCCAAAAAGCCGAUUGGAGGGCACAUCCUGGCGCAUGCGUCCACCACACGAAUCAGCUUGAGGAAAGGACGUGGAGAGUUGAGAAUCGCCAAGAUAUUUGACAGAGAAAGAUCUUCCUCCUCUCGUAGAUUCAUUAUUUUCCAUGGUAUCCUGCAGUCCUGAUAUGCCUGAGAACGAGGCCACUUUCACUCCGGGGGGAAUUGCUGAUGCCAAAGAGUGAAAGACCCUCAUGGAUUCACCAUUGGGC
This is a messenger RNA of Oncorhynchus tshawytscha (Chinook salmon), 1511 nucleotides long. RefSeq names its product meiotic recombination protein DMC1/LIM15 homolog. Gene Ontology annotation, cellular component: condensed nuclear chromosome. NCBI's taxonomy places the organism in Eukaryota, Metazoa, Chordata, Actinopteri, Salmoniformes, Salmonidae. Gene Ontology annotation, molecular function: ATP-dependent DNA damage sensor activity; double-stranded DNA binding; DNA strand exchange activity. The record is from RefSeq and is a predicted model, not a curated record. The transcript is spliced from 11 exons. The coding region runs from base 944 to 1426 and encodes 160 amino acids. Gene Ontology annotation, biological process: mitotic recombination; DNA strand invasion; DNA recombinase assembly.